Molecule: messenger RNA, 399 nt
Organism: Haemonchus placei
Lineage: Eukaryota; Metazoa; Nematoda; Chromadorea; Rhabditida; Trichostrongylidae
Source: the annotation of a GenBank genome assembly
AUGAAGACUAUCCAGCAAACGACAUACGUUAGGUCCCAAGAAGAGAAACAUCUGGAUUACGUAGCUCUGGUGGAUCAGCAAGCUGAGCAUAUUCAGUGUCAUACUACGCUUACUGUUGGCAGAAUGCAUGGUAGUUUGAACAGUGAUGUCUGGAAUAAGCAGAGUGGAUUCGAUGAUUUCAUGUCUGUACAUAAUGUAGUGGUCAUUACCGCUCAAGUGUUUCUCGAUUUGAUAGAUCAUGCAUACUUCAACAUCGCGAAACUCGCUCUCAUUAUAUUUGAUGAGUGUCACCACGCUCUUGGCGUAAAGCAUCCGUAUCGUGUGAUUAUGGAUCGUAUUAUGCGAGUCCCCACAGGUUCUUCGUUUCAUUUGCUUUUGCUCUUUUCCGGGAGUAGCUAA